CUUGGAUAGCCUUUGAAGUAUACUUUCAUUAUUGAGUAGUUGCGGAUCAAGAAGAGAGAGCUUUACCGACAAUAAUCGAGGUUGAGUGAACCGCUGCGUAUAAACUCGAGCAGUGGGAGUACUGGUGUUGUUUGGUUCAUAUCUCGAGUUAUACUAAUCCAAAUCAGGCGUGUGAGGUACCUGCGGAUAUCUCUCAAGACUAGGAAUCCGGGAAGGUCUGGUUUGCAUCAAUCGGAGUAGUGAAAGGCUUCCAAAUCGUCCGAGAAAAACACAACCUCGCAGAAACGGAUCUACUCUUCUAAAGUUAGAUACUAACCUAGAGCAAAUCAUGGAAAAACUAGGAAACGUGUUCGCCGGAAAACACCCAUUCUAGGGGCUGUUUUCGUAUCAACGGAUAGGGGUUGAGCUAGCACUUUGGGGAGUCUGUUUAACACUCAUUUUUAAGCAAGGAAUCAGUUCUUAAUCCACCUUGGCUGAGGCUUUGGUCAUUGGAUCGAGAAGGGAAGUUUUAAAGCUCAUUUGAGGUGAGGAUCGACAUCUAAUUGCUUACAACUUGUAGGUUAAGCAUGAGAUUACCUAAAUGCCUAAAUCAUGAUUUUUCGUGGAUUAUGGUGCCUAAAUAUUGAUGAAAAGAUGGAUAUAGUUUACAAUGAAUGAAAUUGUAAAUGAUUUGAGGUUGUAUGGAUAAUAUGAGAUUAAAUGAGUUAUUAAUGAACUAUUUUGUGAAAUAGGCAUUUUACUCAUGUAUUAAAUAUGUGGAUACAUAAAUGGAUAUUUAUGUAUUGAAGUUGAAUAUUUUAGUUGCUGCUACAUACUUAUAAAUAUGUAGAGAAUUACAAAAUGAGGAUAUUUGUAUGAUGACAAUAAUCUUAAUAGUAUUGAAAUACUAGUUAGUGAUUAUUUGAAAUUGUUGAUAGAAUUGAUCCUAAGUAUUGGAUCGUAUGAAAUGCACUUGAAUGUACUUCAAGUGUAUAAAAUGACUUAGAAUGAAGCUAAGGGUAAGUUAUGGGCAGUCAUUUAAGAUGACCCAAGGUAGAUUAUUGAGAUGUCAAUUCUAGGCAUAGGUUUGCUUAGGAAUUGGACUAUAAUGAAGAAUUUGAGUCGGACUCUAUGAUUGCAUGGAAACGUAGUUGGGCCGAGCCCUUGCCAUGUAAUUUUGAUUUGCAUGGAAACGUAGUUGGGCCGAGCCCUUGUCAUGUAAAUUGUGACUUGCAUAGAAACGUAGUUGGGCCGAGCCCUUGCUAUGCAAAUGUGAUAGGAUGUACUUGACAUAAAGGAUUGCAUAAAAAUGUAGUUGGGCCGAGCCCUUGCUAUGCAAUGGUAAUGUGAUUAACUCUAUGAGUUGUCGUGACUAGUAAUCACGGGGAAUGGGAAAUGGUGAUUUCUAAAUAAACAUGGGCCUACGGGCCGACUACUUGACUUUGAUAUAAAGUAAGUAUAUUUUUAAAUGGGGUAACUUGUGGUUACAGUCAUAUCGUACUAUCACCCUAUUUGAGGGUCAUAUGUUUGAAAUACUUGUUGUAUAUCCCUUAGAUGCCAUCCACACCAGUACUUUAUAGCCCUAUAGAGUACUGACCCCUUCGGGGGCGUCCCACCACCAUUUCAGGUUGAGGCUAGAGCUUGCUUUCUGUGCUCGUUGAUCGAGUGAUUUCCCGGAGAGAAGACUUGGUUCGUGCUUCCUCCAUUCUGAUUUGAACACUAAUAAAUUUGCUCAUGGAUAUUUUACUUUAGAGCAUGCGUGCUCCUGUUUGCCCCAUGUGGCAUUUGAUUUCAAACUAUGUUUUUCGCUGCGUAUUAAAUUACUUAUUAUGUAUGUUUAUGCAUGACUUACGUGUGAAUGAUAUUCAUGAUGCCUUGUAUAAUAUGGAUGUGUUUGACUAUGGUUGACUAUUCGUAUUGUACGACGGGUUGUUGGCGUGUCCGGGUAGGUCCGGGGCGUGACAGUUUAAUUGGUAUCAGAGCCUUAGUCCAUAAACUUCAAAUGAAGUCUCCAAAUUCUCUUUUCAAAAUGAUUUUGAAAACCAUGAGCAUAAAUGUUUUGUACUUGUAGAACUUUUGGUACUUGAGUUGCAGGGUCUCUAAUUGUUAAGAUGGUACCCUUAACAAUUGGUAUGACAGCAAUUUGAGCCAAAUGGUGUCUUAAGUACUUGUCUGUCAAUUGACAUUUGAUACGAGUCUAAUGACUCUUUCCAAAAUUUCCUUCAAAAAUGGACCGUGGUGGCAAGGUUACUAGGAGAAACCCGACGGGCCGUGCACCGGUGGAGACUGGGCAGGGCAGUCGUAGGACCUCUAGGGCAUCUAGAGGAGCGGGCCGUGGAGGCCGAUCACAGACCGUGAGCGACGGUCAUGUGAACAUCGAGAGUGAGAACUACUGGUCCCAUGAGGACUCGACAUAUCAACUGGAAACCGAGCCAGUUGAGACCCCUUAUGAAGGGGAUGAUGAUGAUGUAAGCAAUGAAGAGGAGGGAAACGACUCCUUAGCACGAAUUGAAGCGCUACUCCAACGGUAUCGCCGUGAGCGUGAGGAAAGGAGGGAACGCCGAGGGCGCCGAGCUGAGCAACCUUCGGGCGGGGCUUCAAGAGGAAGAAGCCAUGGCGACUCUAGGGCUCACAUUGAACCACAUGGGGGCCGAGGUGAUGGAGGUCCAAUCAUAAGGAUCUCCAAAUACAUCAAAGAGGCACGAGACUUGGGGUGCAAACCGUUCGAUGGAACGGGUGACAUCUCUAUUCUGAUUUGAACACUAAUAAAUUUGCUCAUGGAUAUUUUACUUUAGAGUCUGCGUGCUCAUGUUUGCCCCGUGUGGCAUUUGAUUUCAAACUAUGUUUUACGCUGCGUAUUAAAUUACUUAUUAUGUAUGUUUAUGGAUGACUUACGUGUGAAUGAUAUUCAUGACGCCUUGUAUAAUAUGGAUGUGUUUGACUAUGGUUGACUAUUCGUAUUGUACGGCGGGUUGUUGGCGUGUCCGGGUAGGUCCGGGGCGUGACAGAAUCGAUCCUUGUUCCCUUCGUCAUUAAUUAGAAAGAACCCCUAGUUUAAUUGUUUUAUUCGCAUUAGUUUUAUUUUCCAAACCAACCAAUCUCGCACGACGCAUUUAUUUUAUUUAUUUUUAUCGCUGAAUUUAAUUAAUAUUUGAUUCCCUUUUUGUCCGUUCCUGUGGAGACGAUACUCGUA
Molecule: messenger RNA, 3172 nt
Organism: Cuscuta epithymum
Lineage: Eukaryota; Viridiplantae; Streptophyta; Magnoliopsida; Solanales; Convolvulaceae
Source: the annotation of a GenBank genome assembly